GUGGCGGACGAAGAUAGGAUAGCGUGGCCAUGGACCAAUGACACUGCCUCUCUCAUCAAAGCAUUUGCCGAUUACAAUCGCUUUGCAGUGAUUCAAGGUUCAGUGAAGAAUGAAACAGUGCCUCUCUUCAAUUCUAGUGAGCUUUUUCGCUUCUACCAGGUAUAUCAGGUCGCUACCUCAACUGGAUGGCAAGUAGCGGGGACUAAGCUUCUUAGCCUCAACCACACCACAGUCGAAAUUUCAACAGCCUUCGUAACCGUGGUGCUUCUUCUCGUGCUCUUUACCGUCGCCGGUAGCAUCAGGUAUAUUUGGUUCUACCACCGCAACAAGGACACGCUGGAAGCUCUCUUCGUGCCGGACGGUACAAUCGAUUGGAUGCUACACGCAGCAAAAGCUGCCCACACUAACCUAGAGGUCGGGGUGAAAGAUCGCGUUCAUUUUCAAAAAGCCAUUUUCGGAAAGCGACCUUCGAGCACUCCAAUAUGCAGGCUUGCUCGUGUGCAUAGU
Hyaloscypha bicolor E is the source of this 507-nucleotide messenger RNA. RefSeq lists its product as uncharacterized. The annotation marks the transcript as partial. Lineage: Eukaryota; Fungi; Ascomycota; Leotiomycetes; Helotiales; Hyaloscyphaceae. The record is from RefSeq and is a predicted model, not a curated record. The transcript has 3 exons.